AUGAAUGCUGAGAAUACAACGGAUGCUUCUGAAUAUGACUAUGAAUAUGAAGAUGAACUGUGUAUCAAAGAGGAGGUGGUGAAAUUUGGAUCCAUUCUCAUUCCACUGUUUUUCACACUAGUGGUUGUGCUGAGCUGCAUCGGUAACAUCCUGGUUCUGGUCAUCUUAGUGCUUAACAAGAGUCUCAAAUCUCUGAUCAACAUUUUCAUCCUCCAUUUAGCUCUGUCAGAUCUACUGUUCACUUUUGGACUUCCAUUCUGGACAUCUUACUACAUUUGGGGCUGGACAUUUGGAGAAAUUGGCUGCAAAGCUGUGAAAUUCCUGUUCUAUCUUGGGUUUUACAGCAGUGUGUUCUUCUUAACUCUGAUGACUAUUCAGCGAUACAUGGUAGUUGUUCAUCCUCUGUCGGACUGGGAGAAAUGCAGAGGGUUUUCAAUCGCUCCCUUUAUCGUGUGGAUCCUGAGUGGAUUGGCUGCACUGCUGGGCUCACUUCGUAGCAAAGUCCUACAAGAACAAUCAAGUAACAGCACAUAUUGUGAAUACGACAGUACUGAAGUGAAACAUGCCAUUAUUUAUUUUCAAAAUGCUUUUUUCUUCAUUGCAUUUGUGAUUAUGGGUUUUUGCUAUGCAGGAGUACAUCAAGCGAUAACAAAAUCACAAACCAAUAAGAGACACAAGACUGUCAGACUAAUUUUCUGUAUUGCACUGGUGUUCUUUAUUGGUUGGGCUCCAUAUAACAUUGUUAUGUUCUUAAGAUCUUUGACCGAUCAUGGUUUAUACCCGUUCACGUUAUGUAAAAUAAGCAUUAACCUCGACUAUGCAUUUUAUGCUUGCCGAUUGUUGGCUUUUUCACAUUGUUGCGUGAACCCUGCAUUUUACAUUUUCAUAGAAGUUCCAGAAUCAUUUAAGAACAAAUCUAAGGAGGAUUUACCAUCAGGGGCGGACUGGCCAUUGGGAGAACCGGGACUUUUCCCGGAGGGCCGGCCACGAAACGGGCUGAAAUGGGCCGCCGCGUUAGGAGGAGGCGUGAACCGGCUGAACGAUCAACGUAACUUUUAAUGUAAAACUCAACAUAACACAAACAAAAACAAACACACACACAUGCAGCGUGGCCGCGUGCGUCUCUCUCUUUCUCGAACUGGCGUCUCUGGCUCCCCUUUAUCUCGCUCUCCUGCUGAUCAGCUGAUUCAUCGCCAGCUGUGCAGCCUCACGGCCCGGCCAUGCCCUCCUCCUCAUCACAAUUUAUUUUGUACUUUUUUCUUUUCUUUGUUUUACUAUUUUUCUUAUUUUGUGACAGUAAAUAAUAUAUUCAAUAUAUUUCUUAUCAGACCAAUGCACACGCCAAAAAUGUGGAUUUCAGUUUUUCAUACUGAAAAUAGUUACAUAUUAGGACUGCUAAAGGUCAUUUAUUUUAUUACAAGCUUUAAAAAAAAUUUUUUAAAUACUUUUUAAAUAGGUAAUGCAUUUAUGCCUACUUCAUUUGACAUCAAAACGUUUUGCAAUACAAUUUUCAGUUAUAUAGUCAGUUAUAAACAUAAAAUAUGUUAGUUCAGUGUUUGUGAAGGUGGAUAUGAAAUUCAUAAAUUCUCCUGACUUACUGUAAAAAAAAAAAUAAUAAAAAAAAAAUAUAAACCCAUAACAACUAUAGAUAGGAAAAUGCACAUUAUGCAGCUAUGCUUUUGUGAGUUGACUGGAAAGUGGCAUUUUCUUCCUUUACGUGACAAAAUGUAAAUCUGUGUGGUCUUUGUGAAAGGAAGCAUAACAUCAUUGACCUACAAAAACAGGAAACAUAAGAUUUGAGAUCAUACCAACUUUAUUUCUUUUUUCUCCGUUAUUUUUAAGAGGUUAAAUAUGAUAAUCAAACAACAAAAAUAAAAGCGGCAAUGUAGAUCUUUAUAUAAAACAUGGUUUGUAAAACCAAUACACCUAUGUGUAUUGGUGUAUUACUUUGGGCAGUGGUAGCUCAGCGGUUAAGGCUCUGGGUUACUGAUCAGAAGGUCGGGGAUUCAAGCCCCAGCACUGCCAAGAUACCACUGUUGGGCCCUUGAGCAAGGCCCUUGACCCUAUCUGCUCCAGGGGCGCCGUAUUAUGGCUGACCCUGCACUCUGACCCCAGCCUAGCUGGGAUAUGUGAAAAAGAAGAAUUUCACUGUAUAUGUGCAAAUGUAUAAUGUGUGAUAAAUAAAGAAAAUUAUAAAACCCAAUUUUCAGCUAUUUAAUAACACUGACUGGGCAAUUUUGUACUUUCGCUGCUGAUUCCAAACUAUACCAAACGAAAUACAGUAUGCAGUGUUUCUUUGAAAAGUACACUACCAGUCAAAAGAAACACUUGAUUAAAUCUACGUAUCUAUGAUCUAUGCUUAAAUGCCUGAGAGAAUGCCCAGAGUGUGCAGAGCUGUAAUCUAUAGAUGUCUACUUCAAAACUAAAAUAAGAUUUAUAAAUAUAAGAUAAAUACCUUUUGAUUUAUUUAAAAAUUUCUAUACUUCCCAUUAGUGUCAUCACGGUACCAACAUUUCAGUAGUCCAAUACCAAUUUCGGUACCACAGCAUAAAUAUGCUAAUAUGACAAUAUGCUA
Molecule: messenger RNA, 2575 nt
Organism: Myxocyprinus asiaticus (Chinese sucker)
Lineage: Eukaryota; Metazoa; Chordata; Actinopteri; Cypriniformes; Catostomidae
Product: chemokine XC receptor 1-like
Exons: 1
Coding region: 1-1059 (352 amino acids)
Biological process (GO): chemotaxis; G protein-coupled receptor signaling pathway; immune response
Cellular component (GO): membrane
Molecular function (GO): chemokine receptor activity
Source: RefSeq, a predicted model, not a curated record